Messenger RNA from Parasteatoda tepidariorum (common house spider), 1376 nucleotides. The record is from RefSeq and is a predicted model, not a curated record. NCBI's taxonomy places the organism in Eukaryota, Metazoa, Arthropoda, Arachnida, Araneae, Theridiidae.
CGUGAUGAAUAAUAGAAAAAGUGGUGGUGGUUGCUCAGCUAUAGGUAGUAGUAUGAGAAGAAAUACUAAUCUUCUAUCUACAGUCAAAAUGUUUCGCUUCCCAAAUGAUCCUGUUCGUCGAACUGCAUGAUGUAAUUCCAUGAAAAGAGAAAAUUGGACUCCAAACAAAAAUAGUUUGAUAUGCAAUGCCCAUUUUGUCACAGGGAAACCAUCAAAUGAUCUCCAACAUCCUGAUUAUGUGCCGUCUAUAUUUACAUUUCAUCCAGAAGCUGCUAGUGAAGGAGAAAAAAAGCUGAAACGCUAUGAACGAAGUAAAAACCGUGCCAAACUUGAUCCAGAGAAUGGUACUUCAAGUGUUGACAACGUAUCAAGGCAGAUGUCAGAAGAUGAAUCUCCCGAUGUCAGCUCCUUGCCUGUUUCUACCAAUACAAACAAAAUUUUAGUGGAUGCAACAUCCCAAACAAGCAUAACACUUGAUGAUAUGGAAUACUUACAGAAAAAAGCACAAAUCCUCGAAAAAGAAAAUAUCCUCCUCCGUGAAAAAAGUCUACUAACAAGAAAAUUUGAAGAUGUGACUAACCAUAGCCCAGACAGAUAUAAGUUUUAUACUGGGUUAAACAAUGUUGCAGUUUUUAAUGCACUUUUAACUUUAAUUUUAUCUGUGUGGCAACCGAAAAUAGUUGCUUUACAACCGCGUGAGCAGCUUUUAUUAAUGAAAUUACGACUUGGGCUGCUAAAUGAAGAUUUAGCCUUCCGCUUCCAUACAGGGGUGGGAACUGUUAGUACAGUUUUCCACUCAUGGAUAGACGUUUUGUCUGUCAAUUUGAGAAAAUUGAUUAUAUAGCCAUCACGGAAGAUCCGCUUUAAGAAUUUGCCCCAGUCAUUCAAAGAUGUUUCUCGUGAAAAUGUAAGGUGCAUUAUUGACUGUCGUGAGAUUUUUAUAGAGAAACCACAUAGUUUUACAGCAAGAGCACAAACCUAUUCCAACUAUAAACAUCAUAAUACUAUGAAAUUUCUUGUAAGUAUAACUCCAUCUGGAGUAAUUUGUUUUAUUUCUAGAGCAUGGGGUGGAAGAGUAUCAGAAAGACACUACCACUGCUUAGGGAAGCAGUGGGUUUUUGAACUUACUCGAGGAAGGUGAUGUCAUUCUGGCAGACAGAGGUUUUCGUAUUGACGACUUGCUGUUGAGCAGGAAUGUUAAAUUGUUUAUUCCUGCUUCAACUAAAAAUAAGCUUCAGCUGAGUGCUGAAGAGAUUCGUUUGUCGAGGAAUAUGUCAAAAGUUAGUUCAUAUUGAAAGAGCAAUAAGGAAGAUAAAAACAUAUAAGAUCUUGAACUUGAAUCUACCUAUCUCAAUGAUUAAAAAAAAUAAUGAACA